AUGGUUUUAAGACACUUGGUUAUCUGUGUUGACUCUACCCAGAGAUAAAACAUGGAACUAUUCACUUCAACUGCUAAAUAUGAAACUGAUGUCUAUAAUUUCACAGAUGAAUUGAUAACUGAUACAACUGACUAUGGGUCUGAGUCCAGUGGAUUAUGCAACAAAGAAUAUGUGCGGCAGUUCAGCAAGUCCUACGAGCCCCCGCUUUAUUGGAUCAUCUUUGUUGUGGGGGCUUUGGGCAACCUACUUGUUGUCUGCAUAUUCACAACAGUGCGAAACCGCCUCAAAACCAUGACUGAUGUCUACCUGCUGAACCUGGCAGUGGCUGACCUUCUUUUCCUUGGUACAUUGCCCUUCUGGGCAACAAAUGCCGCCCAGGGUUGGGUGUUCAGCUCGAUCAUUUGCCAAGGAGUGUCUUCAGUCUACAAGAUCAACUUCUUUGCCAGCAUGCUCUUACUCACAUGCAUUAGCGUGGACCGAUAUAUCGCCAUUGUCCACGUAACCGAAGCUCACAACUACAAAAAAAAACGCAUGUUGUAUAGUAAAAUAACUUGUGUGUUUGUGUGGGUUGCCUCUUGCCUCUUAGCUCUACCAGACUUCAUCUUCGCCAAAGUAAAAACCUUUGAGUUUCAGCCCAAUUCUUGUGUCCUGAUGUACUCGACCUCAGACAAGAAUCAAACCAAAAUCCUGGUGUUUGCUCUGCAAAUCUGUGUUGGCUUCCUUCUCCCCCUUUUGGUCAUUGUAAUAUGCUACUCAGUCAUUAUCCGUAAACUCAUGCAGGCUCGAAACUUUGAAAAACACAAAGCCCUGAGGGUCAUCUUUGCAGUUGUGGCAGCUUUUGUUCUCUCCCAGUUGCCAUUCAAUGGGUAUCUGAUCAUAGAGGCUGCCCAAGCUAAUAACGCCACAAUAACAGACUGCGAUGUCAUGCAGAGUUUAGAUAUGGCUGGACAAAUUGUGAAGUGUCUGGCCUACACACACUGCUGCUUGAAUCCCAUCCUGUAUGCCUUUAUUGGGGUUCGCUUCAGGAAGGAUCUCUUGAGCCUGAGUCACCGUCUGUCUUGUGGGCUGGGACUGGUCAACAACAGCAAAUUGCAACCAGUUCCUAAGAGGCCUUCUAUUAUGUCCGACACAGAUACCACCCCAGUUUUUUCAUUAUAGACCAGGCCGCCAUUUCAAAAUCUACAUAUACAUCUACAGAUUAUGUCUUUAGCAUGUUAAUGGAGUUAUAUUUUCUGCUUGUCCCUAUAACAAUGGCCCUUCUACAAACAAACAUUAUUGGGCAAGGCCUGGGUAAUAUGCUUCAUUGUAGUAUUACUCCAAUAUUUUCUCAAAGUACAUGAUGGGAGAUUGCAAAGAUUUUGUAUAUAGUUUGUACCUGAGCAUUCUACACUCAUUGGAUUUGGGAAAGAUGAUUAGAGGGGUGUAAUAGCUUGUGUAGCUGUAUUACUAUGUUUUCCAUACUUUUUUUGAAGUCUAUUAAAAUCAUUGUAUAAAAUUGUAAAUAGAUGUUGAGAAAAUGUUGUACUUGUUUAUGUUUUAUGCAUGUACAAUUUGUAUUUUUAAAUAAACUGAUA
Molecule: messenger RNA, 1574 nt
Organism: Xyrauchen texanus (razorback sucker)
Lineage: Eukaryota; Metazoa; Chordata; Actinopteri; Cypriniformes; Catostomidae
Product: C-C chemokine receptor type 9-like
Exons: 3
Coding region: 52-1158 (368 amino acids)
Biological process (GO): chemotaxis; immune response; G protein-coupled receptor signaling pathway
Cellular component (GO): membrane
Molecular function (GO): chemokine receptor activity
Source: RefSeq, a predicted model, not a curated record